AGAGGAAUCUGCUGAGGUGGUUGCCAUAGAGAACGCAAACUUAGUUUCUCAACAACUGCUGUUAGCUUCGUUUAGCUCAUUUUAUGUCGAAAAACUAGCUAAUGCCGGUCGUCUUGUGCACCCAUCUCAAACGGACUUUCUUGUAAUAAUGGAGGCUCAAGUUCUGGGGACAACAUCCAAGUUAAAUCCUCUUGCCUUACCCAAAGGAACGGAAAAGCUAUGCGAACUUUGUCAAAGAAGAGCCUACCUGCAAUGCACCCAAUGUCGGGUCACCUUUUACUGUGAUGCAGAGCACCAGCUGGCUGACUGGGUGGGGAUCCAUGAGAGAAUUUGUCAGUUGCUUGUUCCCAUUCGCACUCCGACACUCUUUAGCCUCCACCAGGACGAAUGCAUUGAAACACAGCUUAAAAAGGUGGAGCUGAUUGAGAUUUGCAGGUUGGUGGCUCAGAGCAAGCUGUCUGAGGGGAAACACCAGGAGGCUCUGCCUGCUGCCCAGUCCUCCCUGCGUUGCUCCAUAGACGUCCAUGGCCCCAGUUCUGUGCAAUUGGUCCCUGCCUACCUGCUGCUGGCUGAGGCCAACAUGGGUUUGGGUAAUCUUGGUCUGGUGGCAGAGCUCCUGUCCCAGGCAGAGUGGGCAGUGUUGAAGAGCCCCGAAUGUGGUCAUGCAGUCCACCACCGGCUGCACAGGAGUCUGGGCCGCCUCCACACAGCGACUGGAAACCUGGAGGCAGCUCUGUUUAACUUCGCAAAUGAUAUAUACUUUGCCAGUGAGGAGUACGGUGUGGAUAGCACAGUCACCUGCACAGGCUACUUUCUCAUGGCCAAUGUGUUCGCCAGACAGGGGAAGAUGUCCAUCGCUUGUUCUCUGUACUUUGAGGUGGCACGCAUUUGGCACUGUCAUCUUACCAAACUCACUGAGACCCACAUCCAACAUGUUCAGGAUCCUGACAUGGCGUCGGAGCCCUCUUAUGAUGAAGCCCAGCGAGUUGAAGUGGAUGAAAUGUUAAGAACCAUGUUGGAGUUUGAGCAGAACAACCCCAAAAAAGACUCAGCUCAGAUUGCCCUGCUGGCCCACUGCCUGGCAAUGCUGUGGUUCCUGCGAGGAGACUCCCAGAAGGCACUGGGAUUUUGCAGCACGGCUCUGCAGGCCAGCCAGCUGAUACCAAACCAUGACCUGACAGAUCCCAUCCAGGGCCUGCUGCAGCUGGUACAGAGUGCGCGGGCAGAACCACAUCCUGGUUCUGACUAGUCACUGACUGUACCUGCCCCACCCACGCUCUGCUUGGAGAUCCGCACCAUCAGGACGUCUGAUUUAAUCCCUCACCAAUUUACUGCAUGUAUAUGUAGGAACAAAAUAAAUAAAUAAAAAAAAUGAAGUACAGAGCUUAUGAUUUCAUUUAGCCUUGUGUACUGGUAUUGUAGGUAAGAUAAUGAAAAAAUAACAGGAAAUGUAGUUUGUAGUUCUAUACUUCUAGGCAUUUACAAACCAAUAUGGAAAUG
Scatophagus argus is the source of this 1500-nucleotide messenger RNA. RefSeq names its product zinc finger, MYND-type containing 12 (gene zmynd12). The record is from RefSeq and is a predicted model, not a curated record. Gene Ontology annotation, molecular function: protein binding. Lineage: Eukaryota; Metazoa; Chordata; Actinopteri; Scatophagidae. Bases 149 to 1249 code for a protein of 366 amino acids. The transcript is spliced from 8 exons.